AUGUCGUUGGAACAAACCGCACAACGCAUCGGCCGUGCUGCCAACAGUCGAUACCUCUUCGGCCGCAUCGUAGGCCCCCCCACCUCUGGUUCCCCCGCCGCCGCCGUCGGCCGCUCGCUCGAACGGGGCGAACGCGACUAUUACGAGGAGCGACCCCUCAUGACCAUGAUGGUCACCAACGCCGUCCUCGGAGGCAUUGCCGACACCGUCGCCCAGAUCAUCACGGCCAUCCGUCACCGUGCCACCAAGAAGCUCGCCGACACGGACAGGCAUGACAACUUCGUCAUGGAGAUCAACGAGCUGGGCCGUAAGAAUUCCUUGUACGAGCGCGACAGCACCAGCGACGCCCAGUCGCUGGCGCCACCCUUGGACUUUGAGCGCCUCAUCCGCUUCAUGACCUACGGCUUCUGCAUCGCACCCCUGCAGUUCAAGUGGUUCCGCUUCCUCGAGCAUACCUUCCCCAUGACCAAGGCGAGCGCCUCUGGCCCGGCCAUGAAGCGCGUCGCCCUCGACCAGUUCAUCUACGCACCCUUCGGUGUCGCCCUCUUCUUCAUCGCCAUGACCAUUGCCGAGGGCGGCGGCCGCCGUGCGGUCCACAGCAAGCUGCGCGAGAUGUACGUGCCGACCCUCAAGGCCAACUACGUCGUCUGGCCGGCCGUCCAGGUUGUCAACUUCCGCCUCAUGCCCGUCAUGUUCCAGCUCCCGUUUGUCUCGACGGUCGGUAUCGCUUGGACCGCGUACCUGUCUCUCACCAACGCCUCCGACUAA
This is a messenger RNA of Drechmeria coniospora, 768 nucleotides long. RefSeq lists its product as uncharacterized. The transcript is spliced from 4 exons. NCBI's taxonomy places the organism in Eukaryota, Fungi, Ascomycota, Sordariomycetes, Hypocreales, Ophiocordycipitaceae. Bases 1 to 768 code for a protein of 255 amino acids. The record is from RefSeq and is a predicted model, not a curated record. Gene Ontology annotation, cellular component: cytoplasm; membrane.